GUUGGAGUCCUGACCUCAGUGCACCUGCUCCGGCCUUCUCUUCUUCUUCUCUGGACCCAGCGGUCCUCCACUCUUCUUCUUCUUCUUCUUCUUCUCCUUCCUGGUGAGUAGACAUGCCUCCAGCGGCGGGCGGGCCGGUGGGCUACACCCCUCCCGAGGGUGGCUGGGGCUGGGCGGUGGUGGUCGGCGCCUUCAUCUCCAUCGGCUUCUCCUACGCCUUCCCCAAGUCCAUCACCGUGUUCUUCAAAGAGAUAGAGGUCAUCUUCGAUGCCACGCCCAGCCAGGUGUCCUGGAUCUCCUCCAUCAUGCUGGCUGUGAUGUACGCUGGAGGUCCAUUAAGCAGCAUCCUCGUGAACAAGUUUGGCAGUCGACCAAUCAUCUUGGUCGGUGGCUGCCUGGCGGGGUCGGGACUCAUCUCGGCGUCCUUCUGCAACACCGUGGAGCAGCUCUACUUCUUCAUCGGAGUGGUGGGAGGGUUAGGACUGGCGUUCAACUUGAAUCCAGCCCUCACUAUGAUCGGUAAAUACUUCUACCAUCGCCGUCCCAUCGCCAACGGCAUCGCCAUGGCGGGCAGCCCCGUGUUCCUGUCCACGCUGGCACCUCUUAACUCGUGGCUGUACGAUGAGUUCGGGUGGCGAGGCAGCUUCCUGAUCCUGGGAGGACUCCUGUUCAACUGCUGCGUGGCCGGAUCCCUCAUGCGCCCCAUCGGACCCAAACCUCAGCCCGCCAAGCCCGACACGGAGGCGGGCGAGGCCAAGGCGGUGGAGGUGGCGCCUAAGAAGACGGUCCUGCAGACCAUCAACUCCUUCAUCGACCUGACGCUGUUCAAACACCGCGGCUUCCUGCUCUACCUGAUGGGCAACGUCAUCAUGUUCUUCGGCCUCUUCGCGCCGCUCGUCUUCCUCUCUAACUACGCCAAGAGUAAAGACAUCAGCAAAGAGAAAGCCGCCUUACUGCUGUCCAUUCUGGCGUUCGUCGACAUGUUCGCCCGGCCCUCCAUGGGCAUGCUGGCCAACACCAAGUGGGUCCGGCCCAGGAUUCAGUACUUCUUCGCCGCCGCCGUCCUCUACAACGGAGUGUGUCACGUGCUGGCGCCGCUGUCGGUGGACUACACCGGAUUCGUGGUGUACGCCAUCUUCUUUGGUUUCGCUUUUGGCUGGCUGAGUUCGGUGCUGUUUGAGACGCUGAUGGACCUGGUGGGAGCUCAGAGGUUCUCCUCGGCCGUGGGUCUGGUCACCAUAGUGGAGUGUGGGCCGGUUCUGUUGGGCCCGCCGCUAACAGGUAGUUUCUAUAACUACUACCACCACUACGACUACACCUACGUGUCCUCUGGCAUCAUCCUGAUGGUGUCCAGUGUGGUCCUCUUCCUGGGGAUGGGCAUCAACUACCGGCUGCUGGCCAAGGAGAAGAGAGAGCAGGAGAAGAGAGAGAGGGAGGAGCCCAAAGAGGAGCGCACCGCCAUGUUGGCGCCUCCCUCACCCUCCAAAUCAGACGAGGAGGCGGAGGGGGACAAAGUACCGACUGCCGUCCCGCUGGAAGACGUCGCCAAGAUGGACGAGGACACGGUGUAGAAAACUCCAAAACAACUGGACUCAGGAAGGACACACACAACAACACACCUAAAGCAACCACAUAGACAUAUAUAUAUAUAUAUACACUGUAUAAAUAUAUAUAUAUAUAUACAUAUAUAACAACCCUGAAGCCAUAGAAACAUUCUUCUAUCUUCACUAAACACUGAGACCUCCUGCUGGGACACAAAGCUUCCUUCAUGAAGCUCCUCCAGCAGCUGGACACCUCUGGUUCCUGACGUGCCUUUGGUGAACUCAAACAUCACGUUUAUUAACGAGGACGGUAAAAACCCAGAAGACUAGUGAGCCGUUACUCUCUCAGGGUGGUGAGCUGCCGUAAAGCUUCACAAACACACAGAAACACACUCGACCUCCACUCAAGCUGAGGCUCAGACAUACUACAUCCUGUCACUGCUCCAGUCCUCCAGGUCUGGACCUGAACUAAAGGACUCCUUAAUACGACCGUAGAUCCACUAAAUCUCUUCACACCUUCGUUCACCUUUUAACCCUUAGUCCAGGACCACCACAGGGACCUUUUAACCCUUAGUCCAGGACCACCACAGGGACCUUUUAACCCUUAGUCCAGGACCACCACAGGGACCUUCUAACCCUUAGUCCAGGACCACCACAGGGACCUUCUAACCCUUAGUCUAGGACCACCACAGGGACCUUUUAACCCUUAGUCCAGGACCACCACAGGGACCUUUUAACCCCUAGUCCAGGACCACCACAGGGACCUUUUAACCCUUAGUCCAGGACCACCACAAGAACCUUUUAACCCUUAGUCUAGGACCACCACAGGGACCUUUUAACCCCUAGUCCAGGACCACCACAGGGACCUUUUAACCCUUAGUCUAGGACCACCACAGGGACCUUUUAACCCUUAGUCUAGGACCACCACAGGGACUUUUAACCCUUAGUCCAGGACCACCACAGGAACCUUUUAACCCUUAGUCCAGGACCACCACAGGAACCUUUUAACCCUUAGUCCAGGACCACCACAGGAACCUUUUAACCCUUAGUCCAGGACCACCACAGGGACUUUUAACCUUUA
Sebastes umbrosus (honeycomb rockfish) is the source of this 2622-nucleotide messenger RNA. RefSeq names its product monocarboxylate transporter 1-like. Gene Ontology annotation, biological process: transmembrane transport; monocarboxylic acid transport. The record is from RefSeq and is a predicted model, not a curated record. Lineage: Eukaryota; Metazoa; Chordata; Actinopteri; Perciformes; Sebastidae. Bases 114 to 1571 code for a protein of 485 amino acids. The transcript is spliced from 4 exons. Gene Ontology annotation, cellular component: membrane. Gene Ontology annotation, molecular function: monocarboxylic acid transmembrane transporter activity.